GGCGGUCUGACGGUGUCAAGCACCCUGUUGAACAUCUCUGUAGUGCCCCUCUUUACGUUCUUUUUCUUCCCGUCACAAGCUCUCGCUGAAAUUCUCGGGCGUACUCGGGAUCUGCAAAUCCAGAAGCCGCGUGCUUGAGAUUGGCCCCCCCAAAAUCUUGUCCCAGCAACUUGCGGAGCGCAUCCUCUCCUCAGGUCAUCCCCGGACAGCACCAAAGACCCGGGCCACAACAGGGCCUCCACCAUCUCACCACCUCUCUCGCCUUCUCCGUUUCAGCUUAAAACCACCACCAUGUCCAACGUGGGCGGCUUCCGCGGAAAUCACAAACCCAGGGGACAAGUCUCCUAUGGCAACGGCCACUCGGGUAUUCCCCGACCCUCUCCAGACGCGCAUCAGAGUGAAGUAGGCAGCCAUGUCGGCGGCGGCGGCGGCGGCGGCGGCGCCUCCUCCCUCAGCGCCAGCAGGGCCAAGCAGUCGAAGCGCGACGAGGCCAUCCGCAGGAAGAUUGAAACCGACCUGAACAAGAAGAGGAACAAUCCUCAGGGUCGCGCUCGUCCUUUGCGCAAAGCGCCGCCCGGAACCGUCCUGGCCCUUAAGCCCAGCCAAGCUCUCCAGAUCAAGCCGCAUACCACCGUCGCCGAAGCUGCUCAGCUCAUGGCCGCGAAGCGCGAGGAUUGUGUUUUGGUCACGGAUGAUGAUGAACGCAUCGCGGGUAUCUUCACCGCGAAAGAUCUGGCUUUCCGUGUGGUUGGCGCCGGUAUUAAAGCUCGCGACAUUACCAUUGCGGAUAUCAUGACCAAGAACCCUCUUUGCGCAAAGACUGAUACCAGCGCUACCGAUGCGCUGGACCUCAUGGUUAGGAAGGGUUUCCGCCACUUGCCGGUCAUGGACGAGAACCACGACAUCUCGGGUAUCCUGGAUAUCACGAAAUGUUUCUACGAUGCUAUGGAGAAGCUUGAGCGCGCAUAUAGCUCGUCUAGGAAGCUCUAUGAUGCGCUGGAGGGUGUUCAGGCCGAGCUUGGUUCCAGCCAGCCUCAGCAGGUCAUUCAGUAUGUGGAGGCUAUCCGCGCGAAGAUGUCGGGCCCAACACUUGAGACUGUCUUGACCGGUCUCCCUCCCACCACAGUCUCCGUUAGAACCUCGGUCAAGGAGGCGGCGCAGCAGAUGAGGGACAACCAUACCACCGCGGUCCUUGUUCAGGACCAGGGGUCAAUCACGGGUAUCUUCACUAGCAAGGAUGUUGUGCUCCGUGUCAUCGCUGCCGGUUUGGACCCUGCUACGUGUAGUGUGGUCCGUGUUAUGACCCCUCAUCCGGACUUCGCGCCUGUAGACAUGAGCAUUCAGGCCGCUCUUCGCAAAAUGCAUGACGGACACUACCUUAAUCUGCCCGUGAUGAGCGAGGCAGGCGAGAUCGUCGGCAUGGUGGACGUGCUCAAACUGACCUAUGCCACUUUGGAUCAGAUCAACACCAUGUCUACCGGAGAUAACGAAGGCCCCGCUUGGAACAAGUUCUGGCUUUCACUUGACAAUGAGACGGAGUCGAUGAUGUCUGGCGAGGGCGGAAGCCACCAUCCCCGUACCGAAGGUGGUAGGUCGUUGAUUUCCCCGGAGAUGCAUCGUACUGGCGGUCUCUUGGACCGCGGAGACAGUGUGAUGCCUAACGAAUCUGCUUCACACGUUGGAGCCGAGAGCCCUGAACACUCGGCCCUCGCACCCUCUCAGGCGAUGGCCAUGGAGGACAUGCCGUUCGCCUUCAAGUUCAAGGCACCGAGCGGCCGGACGCAUCGUUUGCAAGUCGCACCAGCCGCGGGUAUGGCCGAACUGAUCUUCUUGGUCACGGAGAAGCUUGGCAGCGAAGUCGACGUUGUUGGAGGUGUCCCUACGGUUGAGGACGGCAAGCUCAGCCGGACUGGCUUCGCUCUCAGCUACCUCGACAACGAAGGCGACUCGGUGUCGAUUACCACGGAACGGGACCUCAUCGAGGCCAUCAGCCUCGCACACAUGGGCCAUCGGGACAAGGUGGAUCUCUUCGUGCAUAACCCCGACCAGUCACCCAUCCCCUCGACAGUGAACCCUCAGCCUGACGUCCCGAAGCCACUGACGCCUCCCGAGUCGACAAUCAGGGAGCGGAGGAGUUACAUUGACGAGGAGGAGGAGGAAGUGGAGAAGCCGCGGCGCCGGAGGCAGUCGGCGCCGCAGGGCGGAGAGCAGGUGAUUUCGGGGGUGCCGAACGAGCUGCUGCUGCCGGGAGCGAUUGUGACUCUUGCGGUGGUGAUUGCGGGUGUUUUUGCGUUGGGGCGGGCAUCGAGCCGGUAAAUGGCCGGUUGUCAUGGGCAGCGAAGGAUGCGUUCUUUCUUCACGUGUAGCAUUUGUAUUGUAGCUUCGGGCGGGGAGCAGUGG
Molecule: messenger RNA, 2400 nt
Organism: Aplosporella prunicola CBS 121167
Lineage: Eukaryota; Fungi; Ascomycota; Dothideomycetes; Botryosphaeriales; Aplosporellaceae
Exons: 4
Coding region: 292-2316 (674 amino acids)
Molecular function (GO): protein binding
Source: RefSeq, a predicted model, not a curated record